UGAGGCUUAGUUCUACCACCAAGCAUAUUGAUUCUCAUGACGGUCUGAAAUUAUACCGGAGAACAGUAAAAAAAAGGAUUUCAGAGCGACUCUAAGGAAAUCGAACGAGUCAUAUUGAACUGGUGGGUCAAGUUAUAACCUGAUUCUAGCGAGAAAUUGUCUCGUGUAACGUCUUUCUUUUCUUAUACUAUUUGUGAGGCACCAGAGAACCGAUCCAUAGACAGUGUGAGUCUGAAAAUCAAUAAUGGUGAAAACAGUAGUUGGGGAAGAAACCCAGCUCAAAUUAGUCGAAGAUCGUGUCUUCCAAUCUGGAAUUUCUGCUCAGGUGGGUAUUGUAAUUGGGAAGAUUAGUAGCAGUAUAGAUAGAGGAUUUGUGUUUGAUUUGAUACCAACACCACCUAAUGAUGGAGGUCAACCAGCAUGUUAUAUAUCAGAGAGUAAAGAUGAUAAUACUAAUAAGAAGAAAGGAUCAGCAAAAGGGAAAUCUCAGACUCCGUUAGAUUCAUCAUCACUAUCAGCAUCUCUUGUUAUUGAUUCUGAUUGGGUUGCUGAACAUGCUCGUCAGGUUUCUCGGAUGCUAGUGGGUGGCAUGCAUGUUGUUGGGGUUUAUGUAUGGGCUUCGGAGAUCUCAUUUAAGAACUCUACCCUAAAACUUUGGCAGACUGUAAAAGAAGUUGCACAAGCAGCAGCUAGUUUUGAGAGUGGGUUGGAUGAAAGUCUGCUCAUUCAUAUUUCUUACAGUCCAAGGAGGUGGACUUGCCGAAAUUGCACUGUGAGUUCAACAAUGACAUCAAAUAGUCUACGGCCUUGUGAUUUCAAGAUGGGGAGAGUAUUGGCCUCACUUCAAACAUUCAGAUGCAUGUACAACUUCGACAUAAGAUUACCCAUAUAUCGUGAAAAUUUAUCCAAAGCAAAUACAUUGAGCGACAUUCUACACAAUGGAAUUUCUCGUCAUGCUAAAGACCUGAAAAGCGCGAAAGCGAUAAUCGAUGGGAACUUGGUGGUUCAAGAUCAGCCAUGUACUUCUGAUGGUUUGCAUGAAGUUGAAUUGCUACUACCUUUCAUGAAAGAUGCACCUUUUGAAGCAUGCAGCCAAAAGGAGGUUCUUGGAGUUGUAGCGUAUCAAGGAUCUGCUUGUUCUUAUGCAUAUUUAAGCCCUAGAGAACCUAUAUCACAAGCUGUGGCUGACAUAAAGGCGGAUAUCCUGACAAGCUUGAAAAGUAGAUUGGCAAUCAUCUCUGAUGAGGGAGAGGAAGAUAUGGAUUCAACUGCUGAAGCUGGGAGGGAUUCAAACACUGAAAUAUCAACUGAAAAAUCUAUUUCCCAACUUGACUUGAAUUUAUUGAGAAAAUCAUGUAUUCUCGCAUUUCCUCGGAGAGUUUUCGUUCCCUGGGUGGGUGGCACCUUUAUUUGUGAUUAUCUGCAACCAUCUGAGACAUUUCAGGUUCUUGAAGAUAAUUUUAAGGAGUUGAUGUCUAUGGAAGCUCCAAUAGAUGUAUCAAAAAUCAUAGAAGCAGAAACAGAAGCCACUUCUUUGAUGAUAAAAUCUUUUUGGGAAGCAGUAAUCUCGAACCCUUCAACAUCUCGAUCAGCGUCUCACUCUAAGAAAAACAGCCAAAAAGAUUCAACACAAAAAGAAGCCAGCGGGGAACCUGUGAAGUCAACUACUUUCAACAUUGUAAUUCCUAUUAUUGUUCUCCUGGUAGCCAUGUUACUUGGAUUUUUCUUGUUUGUUCGUGGUCCAAAGGCACAUAGCCAAAUAGUCUAGCUUUCCUCCUAAUGUCCUGGGGUAUUUCCACUUGGACUGCGCAGAUCUUUUGGCGAGAAAUUUUUGGAUCGAGUUCUUCUCUUUUAAAAAGAAUGUUUAGAAACCAGGGUGAUGAUAUGCAACCUUGAAACUUGAAAAACAGGAGCAGGUAUAAAUUCCCUUUUUAUUCAAUGUUGCACACAAAUAAAUUAUAUUUUUAUGUUCAGCA
Papaver somniferum (opium poppy) is the source of this 1976-nucleotide messenger RNA. Its product is annotated as protein odr-4 homolog. The transcript is spliced from 11 exons. The record is from RefSeq and is a predicted model, not a curated record. Gene Ontology annotation, cellular component: endomembrane system. Gene Ontology annotation, biological process: intracellular protein localization. NCBI's taxonomy places the organism in Eukaryota, Viridiplantae, Streptophyta, Magnoliopsida, Ranunculales, Papaveraceae. Bases 245 to 1768 code for a protein of 507 amino acids.